GCCAAGUGCAUACGACAACAACACCCGGCACAAUGGCCGCCGCAGCUGUCCUCCCGCCUGUCGACCUGCUCGACCUCAACCGCCUGACCCUCGGAGGCAGGGUCGAGAAGGCGGACUACACCGCCGAGGAGAAGAAGAAGAAGAUCUUUGAGACGUCGUACGAGCCCUCCGAGUCGUGGUGGUCGGCCAACCAGCUCGAGUACACCCGCCCUGCAGACGACCCGCUGCCGGCCGGCUUCCCUGCGCACGUCAACCCCCAGACGCUCUGGGACGGCAAGGAGCUCAUCAACCAGCCCGAGAAGUGGCUCUACACCUUCACCCCCGAGGAUGUCAGCCUCCUCGACGCCGCGUACGACCACUUUGUCGGCCUCAAGCUCCACAACAACAAGAUCGGCCGCGCCACCUUCCCCAUCCCAGCCGAGUCGCGGCUGUACGCCGAGCUCCAGAACGUGACCCACCAGAUCAACCAUGGCGUCGGGCUGCGCGUCCUCCGCGGCCUGCCCGUCGACGAGUGGACACGCGAGAAGCAGAUUGUCGUGUUUGCCGGCGUUGCGUCGUACCUCGGCGACGAGACGCGCCAGCGCCAGGGCGACAGGAACAUUACGCACCUGCGCGACAUCACCCACCUGACGGCCGAUGACCGCCCCGCAAUUGUGGUCAAGGGCCAGACGAGCGGCAACCAGGUGUUCCACAACGACGGCGCGGCGGGCAUUGUCGGCCUCAUCACCCUCGGCGUCGCCGAGACUGGCGGCCUGAGCCAGCUCUCGUCCGUCGCGGCGACGUACAACGACCUGGCGAACUCGCGCCGCGACAUCCUGCGCGUGCUCGCGACGCCCGACUGGGUGUCGCAGUACGGCGUGCAUGCGAACAACCACGGCUCUAAGGCGCUCGUGUACCCCAUUAACGAGGGCAAGGACAUCUUCUUCGCGUACUCCCGGCGCCCGUUCUUCGGGUUCUACGAGGCCAAGGCUGGCGUCGACCCGUUGCCGGAGGACAAGCACCUCGCGCUCGACGCGGUGCACUUCACUGCCGAGAAGUACUCGCUCGACAUUGCGCUCCAGAAGGGCGACCUCGAGUUCUUCAACAACCACACCGUGUUCCACGCGCGCAAUGCGUCCACUGACUCCGAGGAGAACGCGCGCCACCUCAUCCGCAUCUACAUCGAGAACAGCGCGCAGGAGAUCCCAGAGCAGCUCAAGGAGCAGUUUGCCUUUGUUAACGACCGUACCGGGCCAGAGCCGGACAAGUGGCCCCUCGAGGCUUGGGACAAGGACAGCUAG
Molecule: messenger RNA, 1280 nt
Organism: Vanrija pseudolonga
Lineage: Eukaryota; Fungi; Basidiomycota; Tremellomycetes; Trichosporonales; Trichosporonaceae
Product: Taurine hydroxylase-like protein SAT17
Exons: 4
Coding region: 33-1280 (415 amino acids)
Molecular function (GO): oxidoreductase activity
Source: RefSeq, a predicted model, not a curated record